AUAUUCGAACUGAUUCACGUGAGGAAUUAUGUAAUUUGUAUUUAAUAUAAUCGCGAACCGAUUACAUUGUAGUCUAUUUGAUUCAGAGUUUGCGGAGUGGAAAGAUUGGAUCAUUGGAAGGUGAAAGAACAGAAUCAUCAUGAAGGCGAUGACUAUUGUUGUUGCUCUUAUUUGCUUGGAGCACUCGUUAGUUGAAGGGAGAGGGCUAAUAAAUAGAAUAGUUAGAAGGAGACAAAAGCCACGUCUGAUGAAAUGGGUUGAGAGGUAUGAGCCCUUGCCUGAAAUUGCUGCUCAUGAGACUCCGCCUGACGAAUAUUUCGACCAGAUUUUGGACCACACUGAUGAGUCUGAUGGAACAACUUGGAAACAAAGAUUCUUCAGAAGAGAGACAUAUUACCAGGAAGCAAUGAGUCGGAAUGAGACGAACAUGCCGGUUUUUGUGAUGAUUGGUGGAGAGAGUGCGUCAAGUGGCACAGGAAUGCUGCACGGCUAUUGGCUAGGACCGGCCAAGAAAUAUGGCGCCCUCCUGUUCAAAUUGGAGCACCGGUUCUAUGGAGAGAGUCAUCCCACCAAAGAUCUAUCGGUGGAAAAUCUGAAAUACCUGACCAGCGAGCAAGCAUUGGGCGACGUGGCCAAUUUCAUCCGCAGCAUGAAGAAGGAGUACAAACUGACAGACGCCAAUAAAGUGAUCUGCUUCGGAGGCUCCUAUUCGGGCAGUUUGUCGGCUUGGAUGCGACUCAAAUAUGCUGACAUGGUCCAUGGUUCGAUUGCUUCCAGCGCGCCUGUUCAGGCUAAAGUCGACUAUUUUGAGUACUUAGAUGUUACGAUGGAAUCUAUGAGGACAGUUGGUGGAGAAGAAUGUAUAAAUACUGUCAGUUUAGCUAUUGCCAACUUGACAGAAACUGUGAAAACAGAAGAAGGAUGUGACAAACUAUUUGAUCUACUCCAUUUGUGCGUAGAGAUUUUCCCAGACGAAAAACUGAACAUCCAGACAAUGUUCAGCAGCCUUGGUCAGAAUAUGGCGGGAAUCGUGCAAUACAACCCGACCACCCCUCACAAGGGUCAGACCACUAUUGCUGACAUGUGCAAAAUCCUCACCGAUCCAAACGAGAGCGAUCCUCUCCAGAGAUUUGUCAACUGCAACACCAAACUGCUGGGCACCGAAUUCUGUACAGGAAGCAGCUAUAAAGACUCUGUCAAAGAUUUAAAGACCACGUCCUAUGAAGAAGCUGAUAAUCACAAACAAUGGAGAUGGCAGACAUGCAAUGAGUUCGGAUACUUUCAGUCAAGUGAAAAGGAUGACUCAUUAGUCGGAGCCAAUGUUCCCUACACGCUCUUCUCCCAAACUUGCAGAGAUGGAUUUUCCAAAGGGUUAACAGAUAAGGUAAUCAACAAUAAUAUUGACGAGACAAAUUCCAUGUACAAAGGAAAGACGAAGAUAUCAAAGGUAUGCUACGUGCAAGGAUCGUAUGACCCUUGGAAAGCAUUGGGUCUUGAUGCCAGUCAAGGAGCUAUAGUGAUAGAAGGAUCUUCACAUUGUGGAGAUAUGCACAGUCCUCACGAAGACGAUCCUCAGUCCCUGGUUGAUGGCAGAAAGGAAAUUGACAAAUGUCUCGAUGAUCUCCUCACACAGAACUAAUAACUUAUAUGGAUUACCAAACAAACAAGGAAUAUUAUUCAAGCAAUAAUUGAAGGAUCAAAUUUCAUGCCAUGACAUGAGACAUCAUUAUCUUUAUUAUUGAAAUAAAUGUACUCUAGUUGACCUGUAUGAAGUGAACAAUAAAAAAUGUAUACUUUGAA
Molecule: messenger RNA, 1800 nt
Organism: Nilaparvata lugens (brown planthopper)
Lineage: Eukaryota; Metazoa; Arthropoda; Insecta; Hemiptera; Delphacidae
Product: putative serine protease K12H4.7
Exons: 9
Coding region: 140-1639 (499 amino acids)
Biological process (GO): proteolysis
Molecular function (GO): serine-type exopeptidase activity; dipeptidyl-peptidase activity
Source: RefSeq, a predicted model, not a curated record